This is a messenger RNA of Dentiscutata heterogama, 1419 nucleotides long. Lineage: Eukaryota; Fungi; Glomeromycota; Glomeromycetes; Diversisporales; Gigasporaceae. The record is from the annotation of a GenBank genome assembly.
AUGAAUGAACGUUUUGAUGACGAGUCUCAAAUGUCGAACGAAAAUAAUUCUGUUCUAUGCGAAGAAUGUGGGCAAAAAAUCAAUGCAACAAAUUGGUGCAAAUCAUGCAACGCAAAACGUUUUGAAAUCGAUUUCCCAAAUUGGACGAGUGGAAAUAUUGAAAUAGAUAAAUUUAUUCGUAAAACUCAAAUAACUGCCGAACGCUGCGAGUGCAUAUUUGAAUGGGUUGAUUAUUCUAAAUUUAAGUUCCUUGAAAAAAUUCAACUUUCUAAUAAUCAUAAAGCUUUUUGGGAAGAUGGUCAUUUGCUAGGGUGGGAUAAAGAUUUAGAUAAAUGGAAUCGGCAAUGUGGACAGUGGGUUAAAUUGGUAACGAAUCAAUAUGAUGAAAAGCAUUUAAUUCCUCGGUUUCUUCAAUUGGAACACGAAAUUUCAAAGAAAACCCCAUCCAAACGAAUAGUUUACGGAAUGACGCGCAACCCUAAAACAGGAGAAUAUGCAGUAAUUGAAAAAUUAUUAAAACAGUGCCACUUUUGUCACCAAGAAUGGGUCUAUCCCCGUUGGUGCCGUCAUUGCAAUGUUAAUUAUUUUAAGUCUGAAUUUCCAAAAUGGACAAGUGGCAAUUCAAAAAUUGAUACAUUUAUUCAAGAAGCACAGUUAACCGCCGAAUUGCCUGACCAAGUCUUAGAAUGGUUGCCGGAAAAUCAAUUUACAGGACUUAGUCAAAUUGGUAGCGGUGGAUAUGGCACUGUUUAUAAAGCCUACCGGAAAUGUGGUCGUAUUUGCAAAUGGGACUUCACUUCAAAUACAUAUGAACGAGGUGAAUCAAUGUGGGUUGCUUUAAAAAGUGUACAUGAUAAAGAAAAUAUUAAUAUCCUUCUUGAAGAGACGAAGGCUUUACUUGAAUUUCGAAAAACUAAUUUGGGCUCUAUAGAUUGUUACGGCAUAACACAACAUCCUGUCACAAAAGAUUAUCUAAUUGUCAUGCGAUACGUCGAGAGGGGUGAUUUACGAACUUAUUUAACCUCUACCUUCGAUACCAUUACUUGGAAAGAUCGUCUUGAUAGGCUUUGGAGUCUUGCAAUUGAUAUUCGUAGCCUUCAUCGGUUGGGCCUUGUGCACCGUGACUUACACAGUGGUAAUGUAUUAUUUGGCGAUAACAGGCGUAGCUUUGUUGCCGAUCUUGGGUUAGCUUCCUCUACUUUAGAGAGAUGGGUCCAGUUUCUUUCUGAAGAUAAAUCAAUUGAUGACGAUGAUGGCAUAAAAAAUCAAUUUAAAUUGGCCAAAUUGAAAAGACAGAAAAAUUCUUAUUCAAAUGUGCUACAAUCUUUAACUAGCCAACGUCUUCCAAGAGCAUUCACUAUAGCAAUAAGUAUUGCCCGUAUAGCCCGUGCUCCCGGUACAGGAGAGAUUUAUUUUUAA